UUCUUUUUCUUUUUUUUUUUAUUUGCUUGAUAACAAUAAAAAUAUGCGUUUUACUGUAUUAUUAUCGUCAAUCUUAUUGAUUCCAAAUAUUUUCGCAGCAACACUUGAAAAAAGAUGCUCUUUAAGAAGAGAGCGUAUAAGAAUAGAAGAUGGAGUGCCAAUUGCAACUAUUAAAGUCGGUACACCUCCACAAAAUUUUCCAGUUGUUUUUGACACAAGCAAUUCAUUAACUUGGAUACCUUCUGUUGAUUGUCGUACUCGAGAAUGUCGUCAACAAGCCCACCUUUAUAAUCCUGCUGAAUCUUCAACAGCUGUAAAUCUUCAUAGACCAAAAGUUUCAAUCAAAUAUGAUGAAGGAGUUUGUAUUGAUGCUAGAUUAUAUACUGAAUGCAUGUCUGUUGCAGGACUUCAAGUUUGUAAUCAAAUGUUCGGUAGCGCUUAUAGUGUAAAAGGCCUUGGUGGUGAAAACUAUCUCGGAUCUCUUGGUCUAGGUGGAUUUAAUGCUGAUGGCUCUACAAAUUAUUACAAUAACUCAGCUUCAACUCUUUCAAAACGUCAAUUUGUCAAUGGUGCUGGAUUUGCCCAGAAUGGGUUCCAAACUGCUUAUGGCAGGACGUCACAACAAUUCAGUUUUUAUAUAACGAACAGAAAUGGAUUCUACCAAAAGAGAGAUAAUGAAGAAUCAGAGGAAGGCGAAUUUAUCUUUGGUGGUGUUGACCACAAUGUUUAUAAGGGCGAUAUUGCUUACUUUAAGUUACCUACUUGUGAUUAUGGUGAUUCUCCAUUUUGGAAAACAGAAAUCAAAUGUGCUAAAUUAGGUGAUAAGAUAGAUAUUAAACUGGCACCCAAGUCAUUAGCUUCAUUUACUACAGGUUCUAAUUAUAUCUCGGCUCCUUCAAAGCAAGCAGAUCUUUUAAACGCUGCUAUUAAUGCUGAAUAUGAUGAAGUCGAUCAAAGAUACGUUUUAAAAUGUUGCGAUAAUCUUGAUGAAAAAUAUCCUACUUUAAAACUUGACUUUAAUGGUUAUCGUAUCUCUUUACCUCCUAAACUUUAUAUCAAAAAAGAUAAACGUGAUGCUGAUAGAUGCUACAGUUUAAUUAAUAGAAACACAGAUGACGAAAAGGCCUGGAUCUUAGGUGGUGCCUUUCUUAAUAAUUUUUAUCAUAUCUACGAUGCUAGCAAUAAUCGUAUUGGCUUAGCAAUUCCUAAAAAUGGUUGUGAUGCAAAGAUUCAUAAGCUUCGCAAGUAAUAGAUUACUUUAAUUUAUUGUACAUUCUUCUUUUCUAUGUAAUAUUCCUAACAAAUAAAGCAAAUAUUAAAAUAAAAAAAAUAAAUGCUAUUUUAAGGCAUAUAUAUUUAUAAGA
Messenger RNA from Cokeromyces recurvatus, 1364 nucleotides. Its product is annotated as aspartic peptidase domain-containing protein. Bases 44 to 1249 code for a protein of 401 amino acids. NCBI's taxonomy places the organism in Eukaryota, Fungi, Mucoromycota, Mucoromycetes, Mucorales, Mucoraceae. Gene Ontology annotation, molecular function: aspartic-type endopeptidase activity. The transcript has 8 exons. The record is from RefSeq and is a predicted model, not a curated record. Gene Ontology annotation, biological process: proteolysis.